AUGAGUGUCCCAGAAAUCCCAAAGGAACAAUGGGCCCAGGUCAUCGAAAAGACGGGCGGUCCAGUCGAGUACAAGAAGAUUCCCGUCCCACAGCCCGGCCCAGAUGAAGUCCUCGUCAACAUCAAAUACAGCGGCGUCUGCCACACCGACCUCCACGCCGUCAACGGCGACUGGCCCUUGGCCACCAAACUCCCCCUCGUCGGCGGCCACGAAGGCGCCGGCAUAGUCGUAGCCCGCGGCUCGCUAGUAAAAGACAUUGAAAUCGGCGACCACGCCGGCGUAAAAUGGCUCAACGGCUCCUGUCUCUCCUGCUCCUUCUGCCAAACCGCAGACGAACCACUCUGCCAAUCCGCCCUCCUCUCCGGCUACACCGUCGACGGCACCUUUCAGCAAUUCUGCAUUGCAAAAGCCGCCCACGUCGCCCGCAUCCCCAAGGAAUGCGACCUCGCCGCCAUCGCCCCCGUUCUCUGCGCCGGCAUCACAGUGUACAAGGGUCUCAAGGAAUCCGGCGUCCAGCCGGGUCAGUGGGCUGCUAUUGUAGGGGCUGGAGGUGGGUUGGGAUCGCUGGCGUGUCAGUAUGCAAAGGCGAUGGGGGUGCGUGUGAUUGGCAUUGAUACGGGAGAGGAGAAGAAGAAGAUGUGUAUGGAGCAGUUGGGUGCGGAAUCGUUUGUCGAUUUUGCCACGUCGAAGAAUCUCGUGGCUGAUGUGCAGAAUGCUACGCCCGAUCGCUUGGGUCCUCAUGUCGUCAUUCUCGUCGCUGUCAACGAGAAGCCGUUUCAACAGGCGGCCGAGUAUGUUCGUCCCCGUGGUACCGUCAUCUGCAUUGGCUUGCCUGCGGGCGCCUAUCUCAAGGCUCCGGUGUUUGAGACUGUCAUCAAGAUGAUUCGCAUCCAGGGCUCCUAUGUCGGUAAUCGCAAGGAUAGCGCAGAGGCGAUUGAGUUUUUUAGGCGUGGGCUGAUCAAGGCUCCCUACAAGAUUGUCGGCCUGUCUGAGCUGCAGAUGGUCUAUGACAAGAUGCAUGCCGGGGCCAUUGUCGGACGCUACGUCUUGGAUACUUCCAAGUAA
Plenodomus lingam JN3 is the source of this 1065-nucleotide messenger RNA. RefSeq names its product alcohol dehydrogenase (gene ADH1). Lineage: Eukaryota; Fungi; Ascomycota; Dothideomycetes; Pleosporales; Leptosphaeriaceae. Gene Ontology annotation, cellular component: cytoplasm. Gene Ontology annotation, molecular function: alcohol dehydrogenase (NAD+) activity; zinc ion binding. The record is from RefSeq and is a predicted model, not a curated record.